Felis catus (domestic cat) is the source of this 2277-nucleotide messenger RNA. RefSeq names its product alpha-1,4-N-acetylglucosaminyltransferase (gene A4GNT). The coding region runs from base 600 to 1682 and encodes 360 amino acids. Gene Ontology annotation, biological process: protein O-linked glycosylation. NCBI's taxonomy places the organism in Eukaryota, Metazoa, Chordata, Mammalia, Carnivora, Felidae. The transcript has 4 exons. Gene Ontology annotation, molecular function: acetylglucosaminyltransferase activity. The record is from RefSeq and is a predicted model, not a curated record.
GGGAAAGUGGGUGAUGGGCAUUGAGGAGGCACCUGUUGGGAUGAGCCCUGGGUGUCGUAUGGAAACCAAUCUGACAGUAAAUUAUAUUUAAUAUAGAAAAAUAAAAGUUCAAUGUGAAAUUCCUUAUAAAAACCUUGAGCAAAGCACAUUUUUAAAAACAGAUGGUCAAUCACUAUUCUUGCUAUGUUUAUGUAAAUAAGUAGGACAAAUUUGUUAAAAAAUGGACUUAUUUUACAAAUGAAUUAAUUUUAAUUUUGCUACCUUCAACAGAAACGAGGGUGCUUUUAGGGACAAAAAUUGAGUUUCAACAACACACCCUUCAUAGAUGUUAGAUUCUAGUUCGGAAUCUGAAUGUUUGUUUGCCGAUAAAAUCAGGCUGGAUCCUGAAUUCUUCUGGUUUCCUCAAAUGCCUGGCUAUGACUCUCCAAAUGAAGGUUCCCAGUUUGCUCCCAUUCUCUUGACCUGGAAUCACUGAGAACUAAAACUGCCCCUUUUUCUGAAGGCCUGCAAACUGAAACUAGACAACUUGAGGUUUGGAGAAUGUAUUUUUGUAAUUAGCCGUGUGGAUUUAAAGGAGCAGGCAGGAGAGAGGAGUAGACAUGCUGAAGGAGCUCCAGUUCUUCCUGUCGGCCAUCCUGCUGCUUGCCUGUGUCUUCUUCUACCAGCUCAGCCUGAAGUCCAGCUGUCUCUUCUCUUGCCUUCCUCCCCAAAAGGCCCAGCAAGACCCGGAAGCCCUCCUGGGCCAUGGGCAUGGCAUUGUGUUCAUAGAGACCUCAGAGAGAAUGGAGCCAACGCCUCUGGUCUCUUGUGCUGUGGAAUCUGCUGCCAAGACUUACCCAGAGAAGCCCGUGGUGUUCUUCAUGAAGGGUCUCAACACCACCACACGGCUGCCCUCAAACUCCACUUACCCAGCCUUUUCCCUCCUCUCAGCCAUAGACAAUGUUUUCCUCUUCCCUUUGGAUAUGAAAAGGCUGUUUGAAGACACACCAUUGCGUUCAUGGUACACUCACAUCAACGCCAGUGUGGAGAGCAACUGGCUCCACGUCAGCUCAGAUGCGUCCCGCCUGGCCAUCAUCUGGAAAUAUGGCGGCAUCUACAUGGACACCGAUGUCAUCUCCAUCCGGCCCAUCCCUGAGGAGAACUUUCUGGCUGCACAGUCUUCUCAGUACUCUAGUAACGGGGUGUUUGGAUUCCUCCCCCACCACCCCUUCCUGUGGGAGUGCAUGGAAAACUUUGUCGAACACUACAAUUCAGACAUUUGGGGCAACCAGGGUCCCAGUUUGAUGACAAGGAUGUUGAGACUGUGGUGCAAACUUAGAGACUUCCAGGAGGUGAGUGAUUUCAGGUGUUUGAACCUGUCCUUCCUACACCCUCAGAGAUUUUACCCCAUCUCCUAUCCAGAGUGGAGGCGCUACUAUGAAGUCUGGGACAAAGACCUGAGCUUCAAUGACUCCUACGCCCUGCAUCUGUGGAACUACAUGAACAACGAAGGAAGGACUGUGGUUAGAGGGAGCAACACGCUGGUGGAAAAUCUCUGCCUAGGUGGCAGGAACUCCUGGAGUGAAAAGUGUGCCCUGGCCAAGAGGAAGAGGAGGAACAAGAUUCCCCAUCAGAGUAGAUGGCUUACAGACAUCCCUACUGGGUCCUGGUCCUGGCCGGCCAGUUCUUUUUUUUCCAUUUAAAAAAUUGUGGUAAAAUAUAUAGAUGCCAUAAAAUCUACCCUUUUAACCAUUUUCAAAUGUACAAUUCAGUGGCGUUAAGUACCUUCAACCAACCCCACCAUCCAUCUCUAGAACUUCUCCAUCAUUCCAAAUUGAAACUGUACCCGUUAAACAACAACUCCCUAUUCCCUACAACCCCCGCCCCAGCCCCUGGUAACCACUAUUCUACUUUCUGGAAUAGCUCUAUGAAUUUGACUAUUCUAGUUACCUUGUAUAAGUGGAAUUAUAUAACAUUUCUCCUUUUGCAUCUGGUUUAUCUCUCCUACCAUAGUAUUUCCAAGGUUUAUUCAUAGUGGGGCAUGUAUCAGUCCUUCAUUAUGUUUUAAGACUGAAUAACAGUUCAUCGUAUGUAUGUACUACAUUUUGUUCAUCCAUUUAUAUGUUAACGGAGACUUGAGUUGUUUACACCUUUCGGCUGUUGUGAGUAAUGCUGUUAUGAACAGGAACGUACAAGUAUCUGUUUUAGUCCCUGUUUUAAUUCUUUUGAGUAUUUACCCAGAAAUGGAAUCGUCAGAUCCUAUGCUAAUUUUAUUUUCAAUUCUUUGAGGACUCACCA